Molecule: messenger RNA, 2592 nt
Organism: Cajanus cajan (pigeon pea)
Lineage: Eukaryota; Viridiplantae; Streptophyta; Magnoliopsida; Fabales; Fabaceae
Product: O-fucosyltransferase family protein
Cellular component (GO): trans-Golgi network; cytoplasm; Golgi apparatus
Source: RefSeq, a predicted model, not a curated record
AACUGGUCUGGUCCGGUCCUGAUCCAACUCGAAAAAACAACACACUCCCUUGUUUGUUGCCUCUGUAUAAAACAUGCUUUAACACGUGUUUUUUCAACCUCAUUGCCUCCGAGACUUUUCUUCUCACGCAGUUGCUUUCCUUCUUCUCAGUUCUUCUUCUAAAGAAAGAGAGAGAGAGAGGGUGUGUGUGUGUGUGUUUUCACUUCUCAAUGAAAGGGGAAGUGAAAAUGAAGUCAAAGAUGAAAUGGGUUGGUCUGUUUGGCCUUGUGCUUUCAGCCUUCUCCAUCUUCAUUCACUUCCUCCUUGCUAGAUUCACACAAAUGGGUGUUGCAGACUAUGACUCCUCAGUCACAAUCUUCUCUUGGAGACCCAUCUUUGAGAAACCAAUUCUCCCCACAAAUAGUCCCUCUUAUAGAAGAUUAUGGGGUCCUGUGAAGCGCCUUGUAUCACUGUAUCCGGAUUCGAAUCCGCGGGGAUAUUAUGCUGAUCCUGUUUCACAAACAAAUGGGUUUAUUUUUGUCCGGAUACAAGGUGGUUUUCAUGAGAUCAGGAAUUCGAUAGGUGAUGUUGUUGUGGUUGCUCGACUUCUCAAUGCUACAUUAGCUAUGCCUGAGAUCCAAUCAACAACCAGCAGCAAGGGAAUAAGCUCUCAGUUCAAGAGUUUUGCGUACCUGUAUAAUGAAGAUCAAUUUGUCCUCUCGUUAGCAAAAGAUGUCACAGUUGUGAGAACUCUUCCGAAAGAUCUAAAAGGUGCAAGGAGAAAGAAGGAGAUUCCUGUGUUUAAAGUUCCAUAUGCAGCGUCACCUUUUUAUUAUUUGCGUCAUGUUCUCCCUGUAUUAAAAAAGCAUUCAGUGGUUGAACUAGUUGUUUCUGAAGGUGGAUGCUUGCAGGCCACUCUUCCUCCCAAUUUUGAAGAAUAUCAAAGGCUGAGGUGCAGGGUUUCUUUUCAUGCUCUUCAGUUUCGACAGGAAGUCCAGGAACUUUCUGCUAAGAUUUUGCAGAGGUUGCGAGCUCCUGGCCGUCCAUUCAUUGCCUUUGACCCUGGCAUGACUAGAGAAUCUUUAGCAUAUCAUGGCUGUGCAGAACUAUUCCAGGAUGUACAUACUGAACUUAUUCAACACAAACGAUCUUGGAUGAUAAAACGUGGGAUUGUCAAGGGGAAGCUUCCAGUCAACUCAGCUGAAGCAAGACUAAAUGGCUCCUGUCCUUUAAUGCCUCAGGAGAUCGGUAUUCUUCUGCGUGCCUAUGGAUACUCAAGGGAUGCAAUAAUAUAUGUGUCUGGGGGAGAAGUCUUUGGUGGUCAAAGAACAUUGAUUCCUCUUCAUGCUAUGUUUGAAAAUGUUGUUGAUAGAACUUCUCUAAGCACUCCUUGGGAGAUGAUUAGGCUCUAUGGGCAAGAGGUAAACCUUGUUAGUAAUCCUGGACCGCCACCUUUCAUUGAAGAAGUAACGAAGCGUGCAGCUUGGAAGAAUGCAGGUCCACGACCCCGCCCUCUUCCUCCACCUCCAGCAAGACCCAAAUCAUACAACAUAGAGGGUUGGUGGGGUUGGGUAGCUGAGAGUGAUAAUGAGCCUGAUAGUACAGUUAUGGAACUGAGGACCAAUGCCCAUAAAUUACUAUGGGAGGCUAUUGACUAUGUGAUUUGUGUUGAAGCUGAUGUAUUCAUCCCUGGAUUUGACCGCGAUGGGAAGGGGCAUCCAAAUUUUGCUAGCUUGGUGAUGGGGCACAGGCUAUAUCAGUCAGCUUCAUCAAAGACAUUUAGACCUGACAGAAAGGAGGCAGCUAAACUUGUAGACGAGAUUUGUGACCACAUGUAUCAGGCAAAUCAUACAUGGCUAAAAUCAGUUCGCAGGCAUUUGAGGAAAACAUUACUCGAUGGAAUUAUAGAAGCAUCAAAUAAAUCAAAAUCACUAUCCUUUCUCUCUCAUCCGGUCCCUGAAUGUUCUUGCUCACUGCGUGACUCCUUUUCUGAAGUAUCAAAGAAUUCUUCUGGCCCUUCAACUUCCCAAUUAUGGAAAUCUCUUGGCGUUGCUCACCGGUGUCCUGCAUGGAUGGACACUGGUCCAGUUUCUCAAUCAAAAGACAAGGAAAAUGAUGAUGAUGUAGAUGAGGAUGAUUCUGUAUCUGAGUUAUUCUUUAGACAAAGUUCUGAAAAUCAUGAAGGUGAUGUAGAAUUAAACAACAAUAAAGAAGAAAAUCAAUUUGAGGAUCAAGAAGAGGAGGGUGGGGAAAGAUGACAUCAAGUUCAUGUGUUGAUGGUUCAUCUGACAAUAAUGGAUUUGCAUUCUUCAGAUUCAUGUACAUGUACAUAAGCAAUUGUUGCUUACUGGAUUCAGUUUUGGGUGAGAGAAACACUAAAGCCAUUUAAAUGUGGCUCUGUAGCUGUGAUAAAGGAAACAUGUUCACUAGCCGAGAAUCAUCUGUAUGACAUUAGUGUUUCUUUUUUUGACUCAAGUCCUCAAAUAUAUAGGCUAAUUUGUUGACCACAUGGCAAUUUUGAUGUAACCUUGCAUGAUCUUCGUAGUUAAUAUCAUGUAUAAGUUCAGUUUGAAUUCUUUGCUAGUAAAUCUUCCUGGUUAUCUCUGCUGCUCA